Molecule: messenger RNA, 6018 nt
Organism: Tachyglossus aculeatus (Australian echidna)
Lineage: Eukaryota; Metazoa; Chordata; Mammalia; Monotremata; Tachyglossidae
Gene: EEIG1
Product: family with sequence similarity 102 member A
Exons: 11
Coding region: 854-2008 (384 amino acids)
Source: RefSeq, a predicted model, not a curated record
GCCCUCCGGGGACCCGGGGGGAAGGUGGGCUGCCGCCGUCGAGGCCGGGACCUGCAGCGGUCCUCGUCGCCGGCCCCAGGGGGGUCUCACCUCCGGCUUUCUCCCCCCGCAGGACCCCCCGGAGGCCGGAGCUCCGGCUGCCCCUCGCCCUCCGCCCCCCUUUCCCCUCGGCGGCUGGACCGGCCCGGGCUGCGUUGAUUCAUCCCCGCAGGUUUGGAGGAGGAGUUGGUCGGAAUGGGCCGGCCCCCGUCGCUUUGAUUCCUCCCCCGGCCUGACGGCGGAGGCCUGCCCCCGAGCCGUCCCACAUGAGGACGGCCCGAGGGGUCGAGAUCCGCUCCCCGGCCGGGGUUCAAGCUCGGAAGACAGCCUGGACGCGGAGGAGGGGCCCCUGCAGGUGCUAGAGGACCGCCCUCCCUUCCCACCCCCCGACGAUCGCUGCUGAGCUUAUCCCACCACCUCCGUAGCCUCGAAUCCGGGGGCUCCUGCCGGCCUGGGAGCCUCGGUUGUGGUCGGAGAUGCGAGGACGGUCCCCCUGCUCCCCCUCCUCCCCUCCGCUCCUCCCCCGAAGCCUCGGGCAAACGCUCAUCUCCCCCCGGGACCCGGCCUCCAGAGCUGCAACAGAACUGGACGUUUGAACUUGAGGCCGACACCGAGACUCCUCUCCCCUCCUCUCCCCAUUUUGGGGGUCCACCGACCCCGUCCAUGCGUCUGGGUUGACCCCCCUCCCGCCCCCUCCUUUGGGCUUUUUUAGGGAGCGGGGAGGAAGUUUGGGGUUGUUGAUUUUUUUUUUUUCGGCGGUUGUGGCUUGUCUUUUGGCCCUGAGCGUUAGGGCUUCGUCUCAGGGAAUUUGCCCAUGGCUUUCUUGAUGAAGAAGAAGAAAUUUAAAUUCCAGACCGUUUUUACCUUGGAAGAGCUGACCGCCGUCCCCUUCGUGAACGGGGUGCUGUUCUGCAAAGUGAGGCUGCUGGAUGGCGGAGAUUUUGUCAGCUUGUCCUCCAGGGAGGAAGUGCAGGAGAACUGCGUCCGCUGGAGGAAGAAGUUCACCUUUGUGUGUAAAAUGAGCGCCAACCCAGCCACUGGCCUCCUGGACCCCUGUGUCUGCCGAGUGUCCAUCCGCAAGGAGCUGAAAGGUGGAAAGGCCUACUCCAAGCUGGGAUUUGCUGACUUGAACCUGGCCGAGUUUGCCGGCUCCGGCUCCGCCGUCCGCUGUUGCUUGCUGGAGGGGUAUGACACCAAGAACACCCGACAGGACAACUCCAUUCUGAAGGUCACUAUCGGGAUGUCUCUGCUGUCAGGAGAUCCCUGUUUCAAGACGCCCCCUUCUACCGCCAAGUCCAUCUCCAUUCCGGGGCAAGACUCGUCCCUGCAGCUGACCUGUAAGGGUGAGGGGACGUGCGGCAGUGGGAGCGGCGGCUCGGCCACCCUCACCGGGGUGAAGCAGCCCAAGGCAAGACCCACCAUCCUGGGCUCAGGAGUACCCGAGGAGCCAGAUCAGAACCUAUCCAGCCCAGAAGAGGUGUUCCACUCUGGCCACUCCCGCAACUCCAGCUACGCCAGCCAGCAGUCCAAGAUCUCGGGUUACAGCACGGAGCACUCCCGCUCCUCCAGCACGUCGGACCUGACGCACCGCAGGAACACGUCCACCGGCAGCAGCGCCUCCGGGGGGCUCAGCAUGACGGUGGUGGAGUGUCCUGAGCGAGAGAGGGAGCACAAGCCCGAGAAGCCCCCCCGGCCCCCCAGGCCUCCACAUAUGCCAGACCGAUCGUUCAGGAGGAAGAAGGAUUCGGUGGAAAAUCACCCAACGUGGGUCGAUGACACCAGAAUCGACGCUGACGACAUUGUGGAGAAGAUCAUGCAGAGCCAGGACUUCACCGACGUCAGCAACAACGAGGACAGUAACCUCCGGCUAUUUGUGAGCCGAGACGGCACCACGACGCUGAGCGGGAUCCAGCUGGCCAACAGGGUCUCCUCUGGAGUUUACGAGCCAGUAGUGAUCGAAAGCCAUUGAUCCCAGAGGCGAAGGAGACCCCUCCUGGAAAAAGGCCGACUCCCCGCAUGCCCGUGGGCCUCUCGGCGUCCUCGGUCAGCUACUCGUCAUUCCGGAGGGGUGGCCCCCCCAGCUCUACAGGCCACCUUUCCCCUUCUCUCUCCUCCGUCUCCCCAGCUUGGCCUCUCGCCCCUCUCCAGUCCUCAUUUUUGCACUCCAGACCUGGACCGGGCCAGGCCUGCUCGGGAAAAUGGCUCAAGAUGGCAGUUACCCCUCCCACCCCGCAGCUUUGAUGCCAUCCCGUUCUCAGUCCUUUCCCCAAAUUCCAGCCCCGGCCGGAUGGAGCCACUGUGAACAUUACCCUAACCACUCACGCGGGGAGAGCCGCACUGGUGGGAAGCCAAAGGCCAGGGCCACUGACGGGCAGGAUGGUUCCUGGGAAACGAGGAAACCGUCUUGGCUCAACCUCCGGGUCACCCCCAAGACACCCCCACCGUCCAGUUGGAGCAAACCACUCUCCGGAGCCUGGAUCGAAGGGGAGAGGAGACAGGGUUCGGGGCUGGCCGGCCCUUGUGAGGUGGGCCGUAGCUCCGUGGCUAGGCGGGGAGUGGUGUUUAGGUGUCGCUUCCGGCCACCCCCACGGAGAAGCAGGCGAAGAGCAUGGCUUGUCCGUGUACUCAGCCGCCCACCUGUCCUACAACAACGACUGUGAGUAUCCUCUUUCUCCUCCAGACCCCAGAGAGGGCAAGGGCUGAGAGCAGUCAUCCCCCCAACUACUCCCUUCUCCCUGCCACCAUUCCUUCCUCAUGCCGUUCAGUAACAGAGGCCAGGGUUGGGACACAUAAAAGGGUGCCACCCGUGAUUCCAGGAGGCAAGAUCGACUGCCUGGCCUCCCUCCUCCUCGGGAUGAGAGGCUGGGGUCCCUGCUGCGUGGUACACCUGCUCCCACCCUGCCCUCCCAAUGGUUUGGAUUGGGAGGGCGGGGUUUCCACUGCUCCUCCCCCGCUCAUUCAACCAGGGCUGUGGCCUCAGUGGCCACAGAGAGGGGCCUGCGUGACUACCGUCAGCAAAGAUGCUUUUCCCCUCUCCUGGUAUCGGAUGGCAGGCCCUGCGGAAGCCCUGCUAUCCACUACUGGUCUGCAACCUCCCACCCCCACCCCAAAACCAUUUCACUUUCAGCCGAUAAGCUACUCUGCCCAAUGCCACCCUCGUUCCUUUGGAAUCGUUUCUGCUGUUGCUCUCAGCAGCCCUGCACUUUGCACACUCCACCCGGGCUGGAUUGCUCCCCACCCACCAGCCCACCCGCCACACACCCUGUCGCCAAUGCUCACUGGAUGAGAAGACGCCCUCCCCUCCCGUUCCCCCGGCCCCCCUGGAAUUGUCCAAGGAGUGUGGCUUGGUCUGCCGGACGGGUCAUGUUGCAGAACUGGAAUGAAUGGGGACCAAGGCGGGCCUUUCAGUGGUCCCCUUGGCCGGGCCUGGAUGCCAGGCUGGCUAGCGAAUGGCCCUGCAGGAUCACCCUGGGGUUCCGGCGGCCCAUGCAAGGAGGAAGAGGCCCUGAAGCUAGGGGAGAGGAGACCGCACAGCUGGAAUCUGUGCUCCCGGUCUCUCUCUCCUCCCUCCACUCCACAGGAGGCCAACCAGGAUACCGAGGGGUCCCCUGGGGUAAGCGGGGCCUCCUGCUUUGAAGUAAUCCAGUCCCCACGUGCGGACGCACGGUCUACUGUGGGACACGGGUCCCCCUCCACCCGGGGCUGAGUCUCCGUGGGAGCAGUGGAGAAGCUGGGCAAGAGGGAGACAUGGCACAAGAACCCGGGCCUGGGGAGAAGACCCCAUUAUGAGGCCGGAGGAGCAGCAGCCAGGACAGAGGGGGUGGGGGGCGGUUCAUCUCCUGUGACCCUUGCAGCCCAUGCCACCCUUGCCACCCCCUCCCAGCAACACCCGUAGAGCCCUGCUCCUUUUUCCCUUGCUGCCCUGGAGGCUCCUGGGAAGCGUGGCAGAUGUGGAUGUUGGGAGCGGGGCAAUCCACAGGGAAGACUUCUUUAUUUCCCGAGCAGCGGUCUCAGGGGGGUCCCUGUCAGGGGCUGCCCCACUUACCACGAGAACCUGGGGGCUCCCCUCCCCCUGCUUCCGUCCUGCUGCCCCUCCUCCGGCCCCCACCCUGCCACGGCCUGGCUCCUGGCCAAAUUCUGAAUAUUGUGAUGUUGCCAUGUGUGGCCAUUUCAGCCUCAAUGCUAAAACCACUGGCUAGACUUCUUUUUUUUUCCUGUUUUCCGUCGUAAAGUUGUAAUUUUGUAUAAACCCAGCGGGCUGGUGUUAGAAUUUUUUUUGUGCUUCCUGUUUUUUUUUUGUUUUGUUUUUGAUGUUGUUUCCUUUGGUAUUUUAUUCCCCAGAGAGAAAGUUUAUCCUCCCUUUCUCUCCUCCCACCCCACCCAGCUGGCGCUCGCUCCCCUGGUGGGAAUGCGGGGAGCUGAUCAACUCCCUUGAGGUGGAGGGAGCAAUGGGGCAGAGCUGGGCUCUGCUCCCCUUUUCUCUCCCCCCCCGCCGCCAAAGCAGAGAUGACUCGGUUUCCCUCUCAACUGUUUGACAGCAGUUUGGAUGUUUCCAGAUCCUGGUUUCUGGAAGCCCACUACAGAGGGAGGACUGAGUCCCAAGUGUGUAUUUUUUUUUAAUUACCCUUUUAGAAAAUGAGUGAAAGGCAGUCAGCAUCCAGUGAGGCAGACCCUGCUGUCUGCUGGCUACAGUGGGCCCUGAUCGGGAAAGGUGCCACCCCAGCCCUGGGUGGGCAGGCGGACGGGCAGGCACCCCUCUCCUGCAUACGACUGGCACUUUACAUGGAAACUGGCCUCGAGGUCCUGAGGAUUCCCGGGAUCACGAGGCCUCUUCCCCCUCCUCCUCCUCCUUUUCCUAUUCCUCCUUUUCCUCCUCCCAGCCCCGUGUUCUUCUCCUGGGCGAAGUUGGGCUCCUCUGGAAUGGUUUUGUGGAAAACUUCUUCUGGGAGCAGAGCUGGGGAGAAAACCACAUUAUGGGCUGCUGACUGGGAGGGACCAGGGGUAGGGGGUGGGAAGAGAAUCUUUUUCUUUGAAAUGAUUUUUGGUUUUUAAAGAGUGCGCAGCUGGACUGUGCACCUUGAGGGCUCCCGACCCGGAGUCCCUGUGGAUGGGGGGAUUCCCUCCCCAAACCCCCCCAAUCCCACCACCCUUCUCCCCUCCUAUUCCCCCUGACCUCUCACGUUCCAGCUUCAGGGUUCUUCAGCCCUGCCCCCUGAGAGACACAUUCACAUGCCGCACACACACGCACACACACACACAGACAUGUACAUAUACAUACACGCACCCCCACACCCGACCCCCCACCCCUCGAGGAGACCCUGGCCAUCCCCUGGGGUUAAAAGGAAUAUGCAAUGAUCUGGGCCUGGGACAGUUUCCUGGGGAGGGAGAUGCCUGUCCUCUUCGACUGAUUUCCCGAGCUCUGGGUUUCUCCAACCAGGCCGUGCCAGUGCUUUAUAUUCAAAUAGAGAGAGAGAGACAGAUUAUAUUAGAGAUAUUUUUGGAAUGGGGAUAGGUCUAUGCAAAAGCAAGUGGGGAAAUCUCUUGAGAGACAGAUUAUCGUUUUUACUGGGAAAUCUAGAAGUGAGGGAAAACUGAUUUUUUUCAUCUAAAAGCGCGUGGAUAACGGGGACUGUUCUAUUUUGAUGAUUCUCGGAGACUUCUUGGGACAGGGAUGCAUUGCCCUCCCCGUUCCCCUCCCUCUCCCUCUCCCCUGGGGGUUUUGUAAAAUCCUGCUCUUGGGGGGACCAGGGGGUUUGUCGUGUUUCCCCCCGUGUUUGUUUGGGGUUUUUUUGUUUUUUCGUUGUUUUUUUUUUUUUCCUAACGGAAUGCCGCCGCCAACUCUGAUUCAACUGAUUGUGUUUGUAUUUCUGUGUCCGGUUGGUUCCUAUUGUAGAAUAACUGUGUAAGAGGAAUCAAUCUUAGGGUCCGACGUCUUUAUGGUUUGAGGGAAAUUAAAGCUGUGGGGUUUUUGGUAUUUGA